CAUCUGUCUGCUCAAGGCGGAGCUGAAGUUACCGAGAGCGGGCGCGGGAGCUCGACGUGAUCCGCGGGGCGAUAAUCAUCCACACCGGGGGAAAUGCGCUAAUUUACCCGAGCAGAAUCUGACCGGCGAUCAGUUCACCGACUGCUCGGUUUAUUAAAGGCCUCUGUCGCUUUGGAUCGGACUCAAUGUUGCUCCUCUUCGGCCGCUUGAGCCGACCGACGGGCUCGACGCCUUCUGCCGUAGAUUUGUUUCAUUUUAGAGAAUUUUUUUUGGCGUCAAUCCAUGAAUAAAGCCGGGAAAUGUCGGACAUGUCAUCAGCUUGUGAAGCUUAACAACGACUGAAGCGGACUGACAAGAAGAAACCUGACCCAUAUUAAGAUAAUGUUACUGCUCGAGCAUCUGGACCAGAACCAAAUACACCGAUACUAAAUCUCGUUUAUAAACGCCGAUAACAACUGAGACGCGAUCGCUGCAGGUUUUGAGACCUCUCUAAAAACGGCUGAAGAACUGCGAGGAAGUGGAUCACACACACUGCAUGAAGUAUAAUCUCUCAAACGCCAAGCCAGCAUGGAGAAAAUGCGUUUGUAAUCUGUUUUUCAAAGCACACACUAACCCAAAGGCGUCUAAAAUCAUGCACUGCCUCCAAACCUUCAUUUGCACGGCUCAUUUCGGACUGCUCCUUCCGAGCACACGAGCUUGAACUUCGGUCGAUAAAGAAGAAGAGAAAAAAAGAAAAUCUUCUGGAACUUUUUUUUUUUUUUUUUUGGAGCCGAACACAUCCAGAAGCACCAGGACCAUCAUCAGGAUGAGAGUGCGGAUCCUAAACCGAACAUCAGUGCUGUCACUGGGGCUGUGCACAUUGCUUCUGCUCAGUGCUGUGGCUGCUGCUCAGAGUGAGGAGAGAGAGCGGGAGUGUGCUUUUAAUGACCAGCACCAGCAGGUGGAUGAGCAGAGCGUGGCUGCUGACUGGCACAUAACCAGAGAAAAUAACACCAUCCUGUGCAGUAAGAGCAGCCGCUGCUAUGGCCUGUGGGAGAAAACACAUGACGGAGAGAUCCGCCUGGUCAAACAAGGCUGUUGGACUUACAUUGGUGACCAGCAGGACUGCCAUGACGACCGUUGCGUGGUUACCACCACGCCGUCACAGAUCCAGAAUGGGACCUACAGAUUCUGCUGCUGCAGCACCAACAUGUGCAACGUCAACUUCACAGAGAACUGGGUGCCCAGCCCCACCAGCACCACCCAAGAGCAGCAGCCUUUACACAGGGAUGAGGCCAUCUUCAUCGCCCUCGCGUCUGUCUCUAUUGUAGCAGUCUUGAUUGUGGCGCUGUUCUUCGGCUAUCGCAUGAUGAUGGGCGAGUGUAAACAGGGUCUGCACAAUAUGGACAUGAUAGAGGCCGCACCGUCUGAACCAUCUCUGGAUUUAGACAGUUUAAAGCUUCUGGAAUUGAUUGGUCGAGGACGCUACGGUUCUGUCUAUAAAGGAUCGCUGGAUGAACGCCCAGUCGCCGUAAAGGUUUUUACCUACGCCAACCGGCAGAACUUUGUGAAUGAGCGCUCCAUCUACCGAAUCCCUCUUCUGGAGCAUGAGAACAUUGCUCAUUUUAUCGUUGGCGAUGAGCGUCUCACGGCGGAUGGGCGGAUGGAGUACCUGCUGGUUAUGGAGUACUACCCUCAUGGCUCUCUGUGUCGGUACCUGAGUCUGCACACGAUGGACUGGGUGAGCUGCUGUCGUCUGGCACAUUCGGUGACGAGAGGACUGGCCUACCUGCACACCGAGCUGCUGAGAGGAGAUUUAUAUAAACCCGCCAUUUCACACCGGGAUCUGAACAGCCGUAAUGUUCUGGUGAAGAACGAUGGCACGUGUGUGAUCAGUGACUUUGGCCUGUCCAUGAAACUGACGGGAAAUCGUCUCGUACGGCCCGGUGAAGAGGAGAACGCUGCCAUCAGUGAGGUGGGCACAAUCCGCUACAUGGCGCCAGAAGUGCUGGAGGGAGCGGUGAACCUCAGGGACUGCGAGUCGGCUUUGAAACAGGUGGACAUGUACGCCAUCGGUCUCAUCUACUGGGAGACCUUCAUGAGAUGCACUGACCUUUUUCCAGGGGAGGCAGUGCCAGAUUACCAGAUGGCCUUCCAGGCCGAGGCAGGGAACCACCCCUCCUUUGAGGACAUGCAGGUGAUGGUGUCCAGAGAGAAACAGAGACCCAAGUUCCCCGAAGCUUGGAAGGAGAACAGCUUGGCCGUGCGCUCUCUCAAGGAGACUAUGGAGGAUUGCUGGGAUCAGGACGCAGAGGCUCGUCUGACAGCGCAGUGUGCAGAAGAGCGUAUGGCAGAACUGCUGCUGAUCUGGGAAAGAAACAAACCCGUCAGCCCCACCAUCAAUCCCAUGAGCACAGCGCUGCAGAACGAGAGGAAUCUUACUCACAGUCGCAGGGCUCCCAAGGUGGGCUCUUAUCCAGAUUACUCUUCAUCCUCUUACAUAGAGGAUCAUGAAGGCAUGGUGAAGAACCUCCCAGGUGACGUCUCCACGUCUGGCACAUCCUCUGUGGGUGGCAUGGGUGUGAGCGGCAUCAGUGGCAGCGUGGCGGUGACAGGAGAGAAGAACCGAAACUCUAUCAACUAUGAGAGACAGCAGGCUCAGGCCCAAGCUCGGCUGCCCAGUCCAGAGACCAGCGGCACGAGUCUGUCCACCACAACCACUACAACAGGCCUCACGCCCAGCACCAUCAUGACCACCAUCUCUGAGUCAGGACACUCGGAGGAGGCCGGAGCCCGGGGAAGUGUACCAGUGUGCCUUCAGCUCACAGAAGAGGACCUGGAGACCACCAAACUAGACCCCAAGGAGGUGGACAAGAACCUGAAAGAAAGCUCUGAUGAGAACCUGAUGGAGCAUUCGCAGAAGCAGUUCAGCGCUCCUGACCCGCUCAGCUCGGGCAGCUCCAGCCUCUUGUACCCGCUGAUCAAACUCGCCGCAGAAGUGACCGGAGGAUCAGGAACUGGCAGCCAGGCUGAUUUCGGGGUGGGCGGCAGUGGAAUGGGUGACACUCCUACAGCCAUGUUCCCUCUUCCCAAACAGCAGAAUCUCCCCAAGCGGCCCACCAGCUUACCUCUCAACACCAAAAACUCUGACAGGGAGUCCUCGUCGUCACGGUUGAAGUUCGGCAAGCACAAGUCCAACCUGAAGCAGGUGGAGACGGGCGUAGCCAAGAUGAACACUGUAGUAACAGUCGAGCCACACUUGGCCACCGUCACUAACAAUGGGCCCAGUGUCCGCAGCGGUGUUGGAGUGGUCGUUGUUAAUGGAUAUGGUGGGGGCAGUGGCACUGGCUCAUCUGAUCCAUUUGGGAACACCAACCCAGCCGGGCCACAGGGUGACGGUGGUGCACCUCUGCUCCAGAGCCAGCUGAGUGGAGAAGACAGCCGCCUCAACAUCAACUCCAGUCCUGAUGAACACGAGCCCCUGUUGAGGAGAGAGCAGCCAGCAGCACGUGAUCACUCCGGUCGCACCAACUCCAAUAACAACAACAGCAACAUCCACACAACCGCCAUGAUUCGUACCUUAGCACCUGUAGACACCCCGAUGGAGACAUUAACCUGCCCUCCGGGGACACCAGAUGGAAGGGAUGAUGGGGUUCCUCUGAGACGGCAUAAGCCCAGGAGACCCGAGCGGCCAAACUCACUGGACCUGUCAGCAGUAUCCCAGGAUUCUUCUCUAUUGGAUGAGGUCGUGUCUCAAGAGGGAAAAGCCGGAUCGGCAGAGAAGAUUAAGAAGCGUGUGAAGACACCUUAUUCUUUGAAAAGGUGGCGUCCUUCUACAUGGGUCGUCUCUUCAGAAACGCUGGACGGAGAGGUGAAUAACAACGGGCACAGCCAGCAGACAGGGAUGGCAGCGACUGGAGGUGCUCACCCAAGUUCUGGCCAAUCGAAAUCCAGCAUCGCUGUGUUCCUGGUCAGCGGUGGAACUGCGACCACCGCUCUAACCUCCGACCCGCCAGAUAUGACCUGCCUGUGAACUCGAACGCAGGAGGGGUUCGUCUAUGGUAUAGUGCUCAAAGAACUGAUCCAGCUAAUGACCGAAAAGAAAUUCGCAAAACGUUUUUGGAAAGCCGACUCCUGAAGGGACGUAAUUUGGCAAGCACUUAACUUUUGUUGAACUUAAUCCGACUUGUUUUGAAGAAAUCGCUUUAAACCGAACCCAGCUAUGCAGCAACAUUGGCAUUAAAUGCUUCCAGUUGUUUUUGUUGUUUCUUUUUCGAUAGUUUUUAUGGUUGUUCUUUCAUUUGUUGCACUUUUAUUUUUCUAAGCAAUCUUAAACACAAAUCCUCCGACCGUGUCUGGUCUUAAAACUGAAAAACGUAAAUGACAAUGUGUUGAUUUAACAAUCAUAGUUAAUUAGGCGAAAUUCAAAUCAUGUCCAUCUAAAGAAAACAAAAAAGGCAGUGGUCUUUAAGACAGGGUUGACUUCAACUCUAAUACCGUUUACCUACAGUACAUUCAUAUGUUUUAUAUUUGAUGUAUGUCUCUGUGUACUCAGUUUUUUUUAAUAUAUAUAUAUUUUGAAAUGUGCAAUAGACUUUAGCUUUGAGGUGCUCCAUAAGACAAUUUCGUUUUGCUAUGUGUUUUUUGCCGCUUUUGUUUAUUUUAUUUUAAUAUCUCGAAGGACUGCACUUAGCAGUGGCAAUCCUGUGUCCAUUUGGCAACCCCAACUGCAAACAUCGAAACGUCCCACAAAUGACAAUCCCGCACCUUUUCACCAAUCCCACCACUCUAGAAAAGGGAAGUAAACAGAAAAUCUUGGGGUGUUUGCUUUAAAUACUGGACUUCUCACAAACUUCAACCAGGACACUUGGUUUUUUUUCCCCCUGUUACACUACAAGUCAGGCAUCAACCUGGACUGUUUGCUGGCAAUCAUGCUUUCUGAAGACACUGAAUAAUCAAGUCCAUCUCUGCACAUGCUCAGUGCAGUUUUACCUCUUUGGAAAGUGUAUGUAAAUGUGUGUGUAUGGGUCUACUUCUGCUUUACUGAGCUCCUCGGAUCACCGCUGAAAAGGCGUCAGUCAGACAAUACUAUCCACUACCCAUCUCUGCCAGGACAGUGAAUGUGCUUCAGAAAGAAAAAAAACACACAUAUACGUACAUACGCCAUGAACAAAAUAUAUACAGUAUGUACAGACUGAAGCUCACGGCUUCUUUACUUCUGUUUUAGCCUUUGUUAAAAUAAGCUGACAUGAUAGUGUACAAUAACAAAUCAUGAUUUUAUCCA
Messenger RNA from Carassius carassius (crucian carp), 5263 nucleotides. It is a transcript of the gene bmpr2b, whose product is annotated as bone morphogenetic protein receptor, type II b (serine/threonine kinase). The transcript is spliced from 13 exons. NCBI's taxonomy places the organism in Eukaryota, Metazoa, Chordata, Actinopteri, Cypriniformes, Cyprinidae. The record is from RefSeq and is a predicted model, not a curated record. Gene Ontology annotation, cellular component: signaling receptor complex; plasma membrane. Gene Ontology annotation, biological process: BMP signaling pathway; cellular response to growth factor stimulus; protein phosphorylation. Gene Ontology annotation, molecular function: ATP binding; transforming growth factor beta receptor activity. The coding region runs from base 806 to 4012 and encodes 1068 amino acids.